GGGAAUGUAGCAAUUUGACCCCGACGAAGGAGGACGACGCAUAAGCAAUAUUUUUUUGUUGAAUUUCGCGAGUAAACAUCUAUAUUUUGGGCGAUUUUAGCAUGGAAGCUGUUGCUAAAUUUCAAUUCAAGGCCACGGCAGAUGAUGAAUUGUCCUUUGAGAAGGGAUCGAUCGUAAAAGUUUUGAAUACCGAAAAUGACGAGAAUUGGUAUAAAGCAGAGUUGAAUGGUCGGGAUGGAUUUAUUCCCGCUACAUAUAUCGAGAUGAGACCUCACGAUUGGUAUCAUGGCAAGAUUUCGAGAAAUAACGCUGAAGAGCUUUUAAAACAGCAAACACAUGAUGGAGCAUUCUUGAUUAGAGAUUCUGAACGAAGUCCAGGUGACUUUUCGUUAUCAGUAAGGUAUAAUAAUGCUGUACAACAUUUCAAAGUUCUUCGAGACGGUGCUGGGAAAUAUUUCUUGUGGGUUGUAAAGUUUAAUUCAUUGAACGAACUCGUGGACUAUCAUCGCACCUCGUCCGUUAGCCGAACUCAGCAGAUAUUCUUACGCGAUAUGACUAAGGCCGGUUCCGGUAAGACAAUGGUUAAAGCGUUAUUCGACUUCACUCCUCAAGAGGAAGGCGAACUCGCAUUUAAAAGAGGUGAUACAAUCGAGGUGGUUGAAAAAGACGACCCUAACUGGUGGAAAGGAAAACUUGGCGGUCAUGAAGGACUAUUUCCCUCAAACUAUGUGGAAGAGCAGAAAUGAUUACCCCCUGAUGUGUAUAUAUAUUGCAACAUUUGCCAGGAAUCACGAAGCUCCCUCUGCGGGGUUUACGGAGAGAGCAUGUUUUAAAACAGACUAGCAAAGAAUAAAUAAAUUAAAAAGUCAAAUUGGGACAUGUUUACAUAUAUAGUUAUAAGUAGUUUACUUCAAGAGGUCGUGGCAGAAAUGUCCUCUCGUUGCUUCGGAUUUGCAAAAUACUUUUAUAUUUGUUCUCUCCUAUGUUAAGAAAUGUUUUAGAGACCUUUAGCUUGGCGUUUAGCCACACUUUACACCACAAAUUUUUAAGUCUAUAGAAAAUUGGUGCAUUGUUGAAACAAACCAUAACUUAUUCUGAGAAAAAUUACGACUGGGAAAGUGCCAAAUAUCUACUUUCAAAUGUGACUUGAAAUUUGUAUAGGCUAGAGGUCUCUAAUGAAAAGUUUAUUUUAAGAUAAAUUUUGUGUACAUCAAAGGGAAUCAAAAGUAUUGACAUAAAGGAAGGACAGAAUAUCGAGAAAACUAGUUAUAUAUUAUAGUUUUAUUAUUAUUAUCUUUUGCAUAGGAACUUUAAAUUUGUUUCCACACAGUGUUUGUCCCUGAGCAAACAUUCGUUGUAAUUUCUAGAAAUGAAUGCGUCAGACCCAAAAGGUCAUGUAGGCGACCAGAUAUUUACCACAAAUUAUUGAGAUAUGCUCGAUUUUUCGUUAAACGUAUUCAUCCACUUUUGGGUACAAAUGCUGGGUUGAAACGAUUUCGUUAUGUGUGAUUUUUACCGCUAUUCAUUCUCUGCUCUAUCAACAACGGUGCAUGUUUUAAACUAUAAUUCCUUUAUUUAACGAUUAGCAAUGAUGAACUGUGAAAUAGCAAAUAAAAUAUAUUACCCAGUCAGCAAUGCCAUUGGAUUUUACUUCUUAAGAGAGGGUUGUAUGCGCUUUGCUAUGGUAGACAGUAGAUAUAGGAUAUUACACGGUUGCGAGUCAGUAUGGAUUUCAUGUUCGUGUGGCAAAAUCAAUAUCUCGCGAGUGAGUGCCACUGAGCUAUAAUAUA
This is a messenger RNA of Dendronephthya gigantea, 1790 nucleotides long. RefSeq names its product growth factor receptor-bound protein 2-like. Lineage: Eukaryota; Metazoa; Cnidaria; Anthozoa; Malacalcyonacea; Nephtheidae. The record is from RefSeq and is a predicted model, not a curated record. Gene Ontology annotation, molecular function: protein binding. The transcript has 7 exons. The coding region runs from base 102 to 746 and encodes 214 amino acids.